This is a messenger RNA of Epinephelus lanceolatus (giant grouper), 3166 nucleotides long. RefSeq lists its product as uncharacterized. Gene Ontology annotation, molecular function: glial cell-derived neurotrophic factor receptor binding; receptor tyrosine kinase binding; growth factor activity. The record is from RefSeq and is a predicted model, not a curated record. Lineage: Eukaryota; Metazoa; Chordata; Actinopteri; Perciformes; Serranidae.
AGCCUCUGACAGGCGGAGCGGCGCGCUGUUUUUACGCAUAGCCUCCAGUCCUGCGGGGCAUUGUAGACAUUGUGUAGUAGCUGUGUAGUAGACUCCUGAGAAGACACCGGAGCGGCACAGUCCCUGAUAACUGGAUACCUGAGUCCAAAGGUGCUGAGACUCUCCCAAGAAGCCGUGACAGGAGACCCGACCAGAGAAAAAGGGAUUUUGACCCGCGUAAAAAAAACGAGGGAGGAGGCGCCUCUCGCGUUGAAGCAGAACCGCUUUAGAUGGAUUCUUCAUGUUUGCUUCAGCAUCAGUGGACACAGCCUGCUCCGAGCACUCACAACCCGUGACAGUAAGGUGUAAAACAUGACGCAUCGCACUGUAUGGAUAGCCGAAAACAUGAGCUGCGCCCUGCGUGGAAGAAGCCGCGGCUCUCCUCUCCUCUCCGGUGCGCGCUUGGAGCAGAAUGCGCACAGGGCAGCUGGUGGGACCAGAUUGAGGGUUUGGAGGAAGGAUAGACAGGAGAUUACCUCUGUAAUGUCAGCAAAGGCCAAGGUGCUGCUGUGGGUGCUCCUCUCUCUGCUGCCUCUAGUGGAAGGAGCUCAAAUUAAAGCCGGUGCUGCUGGCGUGGGAUCAGACUCGGGCCACACCGUGGGCCUGCUGGCAGGCCAGGAGGAGCGAGAGCUUCCUGUGACGCUGCCAGAGGUGGUGGAGGACGAGGAGCAGGAAGACGACAGCGACCCUUACUCUACUUGGCAUGCUCUAUAUGACCCCUUUGUAAUAGAUGAGGUGGACGACCAUCCCAGUAGUCGCUGGGCGGGGCGCUCCCCACGCUCCUCUGACCCUUCAGAACUUCAACCCAAAGGAUCACCAAAGAAAAAGAAGAAGAGGAAGAAAGAAAGGGAGGAAGAGGAAGAGACGGGGAGAGCAGAUAGGAAGGGUAAAGGUAAGAGCAGGCAGACGAAGCAGAGCAGCAGGGACUGUCGUGUGGAGAAGAGGGAGAUGAAAGUUCGGGACCUGGGACUGGGGUUCGACUCGGAUGAGAUUGUCCUCUUCAAGUUUUGCGUGGGCUCCUGCCAGUCUUCCAGAACGAACUACGACCUGGCACUGAAGGCGCUGCUGGAAAACGGCUCGCUGCCCCGGCGUACCUCCCGCAAGGUCAGCAGCCACCCCUGCUGCCGGCCCGACCGGUACGAGCCGGUUUCCUUCAUGGAUGCUCAGACCACGUGGAGGACCAUUCAGUCGUUGUCAGCCGCCAGCUGCAUGUGUAUGGGCUGAAGACACGAACGAGGGAGAAGGUGACAAGGAGGGGUCACCCAGCCUGAACAGAGAAGGUGAGGAAGGCAGGGAGGAGCCAGAGGGGGGCGCUGUCACACACUGAGAGCAAGGAAGUGAGGGUGGCCACUUGUUGAGGAGGAAGAGCUCCUCGUCUCCUCUCUCCUCCUUUCCUCCUGCCUUUGACAAGGAGAUCAAUCUAAGCCGCCAUCAUGAAGGAUCUCUCAAUUCCUAAAAUGCAUCUCGAGGACAGAACACGCUUGCCAGAGGAGCUGUGAGCAAGGAGGUGUGUCCUUGUCGCCUGUGAUGCAUAAAAGGCGGAUGAUGCAGCAUAUUUAAUUACAUCACUUUAAAAUGGCGGCUCAGAAGCACGGAUAUCGUAUUUUGUUAAAUGCCUGUCACCUCGACUCCUCUCCCCUCAUGUCUCUUCCUCGCCUCCUCCGCUCACGUCUCAGGUGGGAGGGACUAAGACGCGAGGAGAGGAGGCGAGGAUGUACAAACUGAGAAAUGAGAAGAGGGGUGGGUGCAGCUGGACGACUGAGGUCAAAGGUCAUGAUGGGUGACUGAGGGGGAAGUCAACAGAGAAUCACAGUCUGGAUUUAUUGUUGCGUCUUCAAAGAGUGAAUCGUCUCCAGACCAGUUCAUACACAUCAAACUGUUGUGAGAUUAUACGGGCGACACCUGAAGGCUGAAGCUCAAGAGACAUAAAGAAAAGACACAAUUAAAGGACUGACACUGUUUAUACUCUGACUAAAAAAAGACAAAGACUGAUAUGAUGUUCACUAUCACUCACAGUGAAGCCCCAAAAAGCUAAAUCAUUUUCUUUCACAUAAAAACAGGGACAUUACAUCGUAUGGUUUCUAUGUUCAGGUGAACUCAGCCAAAUGGAUGCCAUGCAUCUUCAUGUAUUACUGUAUAAAAGUAACAUAUAUUUAUUUCUGAUAAAUUAUUUAUUUAUUAUAGCUUCAUAUGAGAGCUGUUUUUAUUAACUCUAUAUUGUAGAUAAAUAUCUAUUUAUUGCCGAGAUUCAGAUUUCAUGUCGACAGUUACUUCUUACAUACCUUUUUGUUUUCUUUUAAAGGUGCUUAUUUAACUUUAUCAAACACCUCAUAAACUUGGUUUGGACAGUUAAUUCUGGGCAGAAUAUGAUUGGAUAACAGGAAACAUUUCUGGGCCAUUCUGCUGAAUCAGUGCCUUUUCAAUCCCCAGGUGAUGACAUGUAUGAAUCUUCAUGAGAAAUAUCUGUCAAACACAUUAUAUUAUCAAGUAAAGUGUCCUAAUUGCACAAUGACGGUUGCUCUUGCUCAGCUUUGCAAUUUAUUAGUUACACUAACGUUUCAGUGCUCCUGGACCUUCGUCAAGAGUGUUCAUCACCAUGGAAACCUUGAUAAAACCACCUAGGAAUAACAGGACUGUAGCCCGUCCCAGCUCUCGAACACUUCACUGUGAAAUUUAACAACUUUUUUUUGUAUUAUUGUGACUCUAUUGUUUCCAAUUUAGACACAAAAUACAUUUUUCUUCUCAGAAAUUCCCAGUGAGUUAGUUAAAAUACAGAUUUUAGUAGAGUCCCAGGGUUUUCACUCGGUCCUGUUAUCCUGACCCCCCCCCUUUAAAAUUUGAUACAUCACAAAGUCACAUGAUCAACAGGAAGUAGUAUCAUUUGAGUCUCCUGAAGGACAUGGGAAGAGCAACCUGUAUUUUUUAUGACUAAGAACGUCAAUCUCAAUCCUGUUACCUCACUUAUUUCUUAGGUUUUACUCUUUUUUGUUUUGUUUUCCAUAGAUAGUUUUUGGGUGACACGGUGGUGCAGUGGUUAGCAUUGUCGCCCCACAGCAAGAGUGUUCCUGGUUAGAAGCCUCCUGUGUGGAGUUUGCAUGUUCUCCCUGGGUCAGUGUGGGUUUUCUCA